Paramacrobiotus metropolitanus is the source of this 1423-nucleotide messenger RNA. RefSeq lists its product as uncharacterized. The record is from RefSeq and is a predicted model, not a curated record. The transcript is spliced from 3 exons. Lineage: Eukaryota; Metazoa; Tardigrada; Eutardigrada; Parachela; Macrobiotidae. Gene Ontology annotation, molecular function: ATP binding; protein kinase activity. Gene Ontology annotation, biological process: protein phosphorylation. The coding region runs from base 506 to 1306 and encodes 266 amino acids.
GGUUAAAGCAUAACUGAAAGUCUGGAAUCAAGCCGAUAUUUCAGCUUAGCUCUCGAUUGUACAGUAUAUCCUCGGAGAAGUGGUGCUGCGUGUUGUCUUUUGCGGAAUCUGCCUUGAAUCUACCAAUAAGUCUUGAGAAGCCUGAAACUGAAAUGGAUUCCAAAAGAUCCAAGAGAGAAGAAAAAUCCAUAGUGGAAACAACUGGCUGUAGUUGCCGGUACAGUUACUCAUCUACUAGUGAGUAGUGACUUCAUCGGAAGCGGAGCAUUUGGUGUGGUUUACGAAGCCACAAUUACGGAACGCGGAGACUACGUAUAUCGGAGACGAUAUUGUGGCUGUCAAAGUUAUUCAUCUCGAUGCCAAGCCCAAAAUUGCUGCACAUUCAGCAAAAUGGGCCAAAACGUUGACCAGAUUGCGGCAGCUUCCGAAUUUAAAACACAAAAACCUUGUGCCGUGCCACCAAAUCUGCAUCACAAAAUCGCCUGGCGGAAGGACAGUGCAAAUUAUGAUGGAGCGAUGCAGCAGUGACCUAAAAUCUUUCUUGGACGAAGCGAAGAGAACUCCUCGCCUCUUCUGGGGACACGGAAGCGUGGAGCGUUGCUGCAAAGACAUAAUAAAAGGACUAGCCUUCCUACACAGCGAGAACUUGAUACACGGUGAUUUAAAACCCGGAAACAUCCUGGUGAAAUGCCUCGCUGAUGGUAGCAAGAGGAUGUUGAUCGCCGACCUGGACGAUUUAGUCCGCAUGCAGGAAAGCGUCACUCGCUCCGGCGACAUAACCAAACUCCGAGGAACGACCCGCUACAUGUCACCGGAAAUGCUGAGACGAUUCUUUCGUUCCACCGCUGAAAUUCCUGGACGGAAAACCGAUAUCUGGAGUCUUGGUUGUAUCAUACUGGAGAUUUCGAAAUGCUGGUUAGGUAUAACGGGUAAGGAACUGCUACUGGAAAAAGAUGGAGAUUUAGUCAGUCUGGAAAGCAGCCCUUCUGACAAUCGAUUUGCCACAUUAAUCAUGGAUGGUUACGUGCCUUUUGUCAGUGAUAAAAUACCGUGGGAUUUAGCGGCCUGCGUCCGAUGGUGCUUAAAGCAAAACCCGGAAAGCAGAAUAUCGGCUGAGGGUCUCCUGCAUCUGCCAGAGAUUGACUUCCCAGCUCGUGACGUCCCUGUAACUGGCACCAGCACUAGGUAUAAAAUUAUUGCCUUAGUCGUUAUUAUCUGGCUUAUCUUGUAUCCGCAGCUGCGCGUUGCUGUGUGCCCGCCAUUUUUAUCGUGGCCGCCCCUUCGCUCCCCUGCAUCCAAGCCAUAACAGAUGCAACUGCAGCCGCAAUUGUCAAUAAAAUACUGUACAUACUUCGACCGUUUUAUUAUUUUGCGUAAUUCAGUAUACGUGUAAUGAACAACUACUGCAAUUUCACUGGCAAAA